AUGGAUAUUGCAAAAAUAAAAAAAAAAGUGGAAAAAGAAAAUGCAGACAGAAUAAAUAUAAUUAAUACUAAAUUUCGAACAUGUUUAUCCUUAUUCAAUAAUUAUUCAAAAUGUUAUGUUAAUAUUAAAAAAAAAUAUUUUAUGGACACAUGCAGAUAUGAUAAAAUAUAUGGAUUUGAAAAUAUAAAAAUAAAUGACGAAAAUAAAAAUGAAAUAAAUAAAGAAAGCAGUCUAGAAUAUCCAUACCCUUAUAAAUAUGAAAAUAAUAGAAAUAUAUUUUUAAUUAUAAACGCUAAAAAUGUUAACUCUAAUAAUAAUUGUAUAUAUAACAAUGAUAUUAUAUACAUAAUUUAUAAUAACAAAAAAUAUGAACACAUAAAUAUACAAAAAAAAACAAAUAAAAAACAUAAAUAUACAAAAAAAAAAAAUAGACAUAUUCGUAAUCAAGUUUUAAAUAAUCAAGAAAAAUCAACUAGCGAUUUUUCUAAUAACAGAAAUAGCAUAUUUUCAAGUUCAGAAGAUGAUGAAGAAAUAGAAGAUAAUGAAAAUGAACAGAACCCAUUAUAUAAUAGUACUAUAUUUGAAACCAGAAAUAUGAAUUUUUCAGAAACCCUUGAAAAAAAAUCAAAAAAAAAAAAAAAAUUUAAUUCAAAAAGCAAUAAAAGAAAUUUAAUUUAUUCAGAUAUUGAUUCAGACAAUAAUUAUGAAAAUGUAUUUACUCACAUAAAUUCAAAUUUAUAUUUUUUAAGUGUGUCAAAUAAACAUAUAGAAAAUGAACAAAAUUUAUAUAUACAAAAUGAAAAAUAUAUAAAUAAUAAUGAUAUUAUAUUUAAAAAACAUAAAUUUAUAAAAUCUUUAUUUAUUAAUUUAGAUACAUAUAAUUCAUGGAUUAUUAUAAAAAAAAAUAUACUAUUAAAUGAAUAUCUAAAUUGUUCUAAAAAAAAUGAUAUCGUUGAUGUAAAUGAUAUAUUAUAUGAUAUUAUUAACUCUUAUGCAAAAAUUAAAAAUUGUCAUACUAGAUUAUAUAUUAAUGAUGGCUUCUUAUUAAUAAAUAAUAAAACAAAAGAAAUAUUAGGGGUACGGAAAAUAAAUCAGAACUCAAAUUUAGAUACCAAUUAUAAUACACAAAAAAAUAAUCACAUGCAUAACGAUGUAAUAAAUCAUGGACAAAAAAACAAAGUAAUUAACGAAUCAGAAACUUAUAAAUUAGUAUUAAUUAAAAAAAUAAAUUUAAAUCAUCUAUUUUCUAUGUCUACAGAUAUAAAUAUUAUUUUCAAUUUUCAUGAUGUUUGUUUAAAAGGUUAUAAUAAAAUUGAUAUGGCCAAUAAUUAUUUAUUACCAAACAAUACACUAAAUUUGCAUAAUAUACAUUCAGAAUAUAAUAAAGAAAAUACAAAUAAUGUAAAUUUAUCCAAUUCUGACUACAUAUAUUUUAACAAUUACAUUACACAAAAAAUUGUAGAAAAUUAUAAUAGUUACAAUUUAUAUAUAAAAGAAUCUUUAUUAAUUAUAGACAUAUUAUACAUUUUAAAUAACAGUUAUGGAAAUCUAAUAUAUAUAAAAGAGUAUUAUAAAUAUGAUCAUCAAAAUUAUUAUUCCGACAUGGUAUUAUAUUUUAAAAAAAAUAAAAAUAAAAAUAUAUUAAAUAAUGCUACAACCCCUACUGCUACUACCCCCAAUAAUAACACCAAAUUUGAAUCACAUAAAAAUGGCGAAGAAUGUGAUAAAAAAAAAUCAAAAAAAAAACACAGCAAUACAUCAAUAUAUUCGAUUUCAUCAUAUAAUGACAGUGAUGAAAACAACCAGCCAUCUUAUGCUUCUUCAAAUUCGUCAAAUUCGUUAAAUAGCAACUAUAAUUAUUCACAAUUAGAUAAUUUAAAUAAAAAUAAAUUUGAUGAUUUAAACAACUAUUUAGUAUAUAUUAUACCAAAAUAUGAAAUUGUUAUUUAUCCAAGUAUAUAUAAUCCAAAAGAUCAAAACAAUAGUAAUAUUAAAAUAGUGAAAGAAAUUCUUAAAUUAGGAAUAUAUAUAAGAAAAAUUCAAAAAUUUAUUGAAAUAAAUAAACGGAGUCAAUCAUGUAAUGCCACAUUUGAAAUAUUUUCAUGUUGUCUAAAUAAUAUAAUAUUACACAUAAUUAAUCAUAUAAAUAGAAUAGAACAAAAUAUACGAAAUAUUUAUAAUUUUACAAAAAUUAAUAUGCAAGGAAAAGAAGAAAUUGCAUUAUCUCUUUUUGAUGAAAAUAAAAUGUCUUUUUCUGCAAAUAAUGAACAACAAAAUUUAUUUUUCACUAUUAAUAAUUUAUUUAAUAAAAAUGUAAAAAAUUUUAAUAUAUUUUUUAAUAUUAAUAUAGAAAAAGCUGAUGAUAUAUCUUUAUAUAAAAUUAAAUUAUGUAUAUUGCCGUUAAUGCAAAUAGCCAAAUUAUUAAAUAAAAUUAUUAACAAAAUAGCUAUAAAAAAAAAAUUUAAUGAUACAAAAUAUUUAAUAGAUUUAAUUUAUAAACUUCAAGAAUAUUUAAAUAAAGAUGAUAUUAAUAAAACAGUUUUAACAUAUUUACUUAAAAAUAUUACUAUUCCAUUAUUUGAUUUUAUUAAAAAUUAUAUAUUUCAUGGUAAGGUAAAAGACACAUUUAAAGAAUUUUUUAUUCAUGAAAAUAAACAUAUUACACCAUUUUAUAAACAAAAUAAUAAAAUUUAUUAUAUUAAUCAUAAUUUUUAUAAAUAUAUUUUUAAAAAAUAUAUUGAUUUGUCGACAAAUUAUUGGGGUGCUAAAUAUGUUAUAUUAAAUUCAAAAGUUCCGAAAUUUUUAAAAUCAAUUGCAAAUCAAAUAUUUAUUACUGGAAAAUAUAUAGACGUACUUUUAACAUGUUCCACUGUAUUUAAUUAUAACACACCAUUAUCUUUGAAUUUAAAUUAUCCUGACAAUAAUUAUAACGACUCAUCUUGUUCAUAUAUACCUGGCAAACUACUUCUUCUCAAUUAUGAAGAUCCCAUAUCAAAUGCACAUGUAAAUAACCAAUUUAAACAAAAUAGCCAAUUUCAACAAAAUAACCAAUUUAAACAAAAUAGCCAAAUUAACACAUGUACAGGAAAUAUAAUAAAAUAUGAACAAUCUCAAAAUAAACUUACAGAUCAAUUUUCCACAACCGAUGGAUAUAUAACUUAUAAAAAACAGAGAAAAACAAAUUCCACAAGAUUAAAUCAGUCAGGAAAUCGUUUUGGAAAAGAAAAUAAUUAUUAUGAUAUCCAAAAUAAAUUCAAUAAUCAAUUUUUAAUUGACCAAACAAACAAUAAUGAAUGUUUUUUACUAUAUGAUUCAGACGAAAAAACUUAUAAAGAACUUAUACAUAAUCAACAUUUAUAUGCAUCCAAAAAAAUGUUCGAAUUAUAUAUAAAAAAUAUUGAUAUAAAAGAAAAAAUAAGACAUCAUUUCUUUUUCUAUUUUUUACAAAUUAGUGAUUAUUUAAAAUAUUUUUAUAUAUUAUCACAUGACCAUUUAGAAAAAUUAUACAAUCAUAAAAAAAAUAAUGCCCUUACUAAAAUCAAAAAUUUUUUUGAUAUAUCUUUGAGAUCAUCAGUUUUAGAUAAUUUAAAAUAUAGAAAAGAUUAUACUAUUCAUGUUUCUGAUAUUUUAAAUAUUACAGAUAAUAUUAAUCUUAUUAUUGAUUUAAAAAAAUUCUGUAAAUUUAAUAAAUCUGCUCGAAAUUGUGUUGAACAUAAUGAUGAUAAGCAUCGAAAAAAAGGUAAUAACAUAGAAGAUAGUAGUGAUGGCAAUAGUAGUGAUGAUGAUAGUAGCGAUGGCAAUAGUGAUGGUAAUAAUCACAAGUUUGACAACAAUUUUCAUUCACGCACACAAAUAAAUGAACGAAGCAAAUCACCAAUUAACAUACAAACAAAUGUAAAUGUAGAAAUAUAUAAAGGACUCAUCUUAUCAUAUCAUAAUGUAUUUCCAUAUAAUUUAAUAUUUAAUAAUAUAACUAUAUUUAAAUAUACUUUAAUAUUUCGUAUAUUAAAUUAUUGCAAAUAUAUUGAACACAAAUUAACCGAAGUUUGGAUAAAUCAUAUGUAUAUUAAAAAUGUAGAUAUGUCUAAUGAAUGUAAAAAUAAUUUAAUGUUAUGUAUACAUACUAGAGAAUCUAUGAUUCAUUUUAUCAAAUGUUAUAUUUAUCAUAUUCAAAAUGAUGUCAUAAAAUCAGAAUAUAUUUCAAUGAAUGAAAAAUUAAAAGAAACUUUUAUUUUUGAUGAUAUUAUUUAUAUUCAUAAUAAUUAUCUAAAUAAUAUUUUUAAAUAUUCUUUUAUUAUUAAUCAAAAUAUUAUUAACUCAAUUUUAAAAAUUAUUUCCAUUGCUCAUAUAUUUACAAGACAUAUAUUAAAAUUCAGUUUUAAUAAAAAUGACCCAGCUAGCGAUAUUACACGAUCUCGACCUGAACGUGUUCAGAAUAAUUCAAUCAAUAAAGAUUUAUCAAAUCAAAAAAAUUUUAAUACAAAUAAUAAAACUGAUAAAAAUAAUUAUCAAAAAAAAUUCAUAAAUGAACUAUUACGAGACAAAGCAUAUAUAUCUAUGAUACAUAAUACAAUAAAACAUUAUGAUAAACAUUUUAAAAAUUUUUUCUUUCUUUUAACUGAAUAUGUAAAUAAUAAUAUUGAUGACUAUGCUCAUAAUUUUUUAAUCAAACUCGAUUAUAAUUUUUAUUACACAAAUAAAUAUAAACAAUCUUUUCAAACUAAUUCAUCUAAUUAUAAUCAAAAAGAUAACCCAGAUUGGCUACCUAAUCAAAGUCAAAAUCAACAUCAAUCAAAAAAUUAUUUAUCACAAAAUCAAGAUCAUAUUUCGAUUAACACCACUAAUAAUGAAUAUAUUGGAAAAAUUAAUUCUUCUGAUUAUCAUUAUGGAAACAAUGCACAUUUAAAUCAUCCCCAUAAAGAUCUAACUAUUAACGAAAACCCUGAACAAAUUAGAAAUUAUAAUAACUACAUAAAUAAUAAUGGAUGGCCAGUUAUACCGGAUAUAUCUCCAAUCUCAAAUCAUAUGACCAAUAUUCCCAUGCACACAACAAAUGAUGAUAUAUCACCUUUAAUGGCUCAUCCCUCAAACAGCUAUAAUAAAAAUAAUGAACAAAAUUUAAAAUAUGAAAUUAAUCGAAAUAACUUCACAAAUAUAAACCGUGAUAAUAACAAUACAUAUACCCAAAUUCAAAUGCAACAAAAUAAUUAUAAUAAAUCAAAAUUAAUUGAUAAUAAUAAUAUCUUAAAUGAAAAUAACUAUACUACAUUAUAUCCUCAAAAUAAUCAACAAAAUAUUCCAAUAACUCAUGAUAAUUAUGAACAUGCAAUAAAUAAUUUAUCACCUACUAACAUUAAUUAUGCCAAAUUGAAAAAAUAUGCUCCAUAUAAUAAUAACAACAAUAAUAAUACCAAACAAAUUAAUAGUAUAAAUGUAAGUAACAUCGAUUUGAACGGCAUUGAUAAUAGUAUCAACAACAGCAGAAUGUUCAACAAUUAG
Molecule: messenger RNA, 5499 nt
Organism: Plasmodium yoelii
Lineage: Eukaryota; Apicomplexa; Aconoidasida; Haemosporida; Plasmodiidae
Exons: 1
Coding region: 1-5499 (1832 amino acids)
Biological process (GO): meiotic cell cycle; cytoplasmic microtubule organization; spindle assembly
Cellular component (GO): centrosome; equatorial microtubule organizing center; spindle pole
Molecular function (GO): microtubule minus-end binding; gamma-tubulin binding
Source: RefSeq, a predicted model, not a curated record